AUGAAGGCUCUGCAAGCCAAUCAAGGAGUUUUCAAGAAUUUUGAUCGCCUUGUCAAACAGUUUCGUUUGUCAGUAAAUACCUAUUCUGACUCUCAACGCGCUAAACCUGUGAAUUACGUAAUCAUCAAUGGUGAUCAGUCUAAGGUUCAGUGGCCAAACCAAACUCUGGGCCCAAUAGACCCAGUGAAUCCAAAAUAUCCACUUCCAGGUUCUGUUGGGCUUCCUGCGACCAAAAACGAGUCUAGUGUCUAUUCCUCAUUCGUACCCGCUGUAUGCACUCUACCUCAGAUGCGGGAGGAAAACUAUGCAUCCAUCCUUCUUGGUACUGAUUGCACGAGCGAACUCAACAACUCGGAACAACUGCUAAUUCCACCAAAAUCAGACCUUCUGGAAUGCACUAUCCUGACCUGCCCGACUUUGAUCAAACAAGAUCUGGCCUCCGUGUUUCCAUCGAAAAACUUUGGGACUAGUCCUUUGACAGCGAUUGUUCUCAGCCAUCGCACAACUGCGGGUCCCAACCAAUGGGGCGAAUCGGCUGUUAUGGAGCGCGAGGCACUUGCUGAGUCGUUUACAAGGUCCGCAAUCGACAUUUGCGCCUCCUUAAAGGCACUUGGAUACUGGGCUGAUUUCAUAAAUCCUCAUACUGGACUACCGUAUCUCGGCUCACACGGCGAAGCCACUAUGACUGAAACGGACGAAAAAAUGCUGCACUUCGGUUUUGAGUUGGAUGACGUUGCAUGCUGCAAGAUGCUAAAGCAUCCUCGUUGGAAGCAUGACGUGUUUGCUGGACUCAUAUUCACCGAUGCUCCAAAGGAUCAUCCUGAUUUCUUCGGAAUUGAACAGGAUCAGGCACUACGAAAGCUUGAAAGUCAGCGGAAGAGAGAGGCCGAUUUGGAAAAUUACGUCGAUGAACUUUAUUUUGGCGUUUCCGAGGACAGUGGAUUGGCACACGCAGUUGGUUUCUCGCCUCUGGAUGAUGUGAACGAAAUAGACAAACAAUAUCUAGGUGCUCAUCAGGUGGACCGCUUCUCUGGUUGUGAGGACUUAGUAACAGCCCCAUGCCAAUCCUUGGAGAUCGAUGAAACAGACGGCUUCAUUGAUAGCACCUACUUCCAAUCAACUAUAUCGGCGGAAACACCAGACUCAAGUCAACGUCAUACGCGCUCGCUUACAGAGCCAACACUACGCAGACGCAACAAGCCAAACAGUAUGCUGCGAUCCAAGACGUUCACAUGCAAUCAGGAAGCUAAUUCGGAGCCGCAGCUUCAUAUCGCUGAUGUUGUCCGGGCAGUUCGUCAAAAAACCCGGACAAAUUUAUGGACAGGUUUUAGUUUGGAUGUUCCCACUCGAACUGGCUUGAUCGUGGAGCGCCGUGACAGUCAGGGUUAUCGUAUACCGGAUGAUGAUCGUGUGAAAUUCCAUUAUCUCACCGAAGAGGAAGCAGCCACUGUGUUGUUCCGAUCUAUUGUCGACAUUCGUGAGAAUCUACUUAUUCUGAACAAACCGUAUGGCAUACCGUCGCACCCUGGACCCGGUCAUAAACAUAGUGUCGCUGGCCUACUUCCCCUUGUGGAGCACCGCAUCCGGACCGCGAAUUCAUCAAUUUCAAAAGCCCGGACGCGCGAGUCAGAGACACUUUCCAUCGUACAUCGAUUGGACCGAGGUUCCACCGGUCUCAUGUUGAUUGCCAGAAACCGCGACAGCGCUCUGAAACUUCAAGAGGCUUUUGCAAACCAUUGGAUCCAAAAGGACUACCUUUGUAUUACAAGUGGUAUUCCAGCUUAUUGUGAAGGUACGGUUGAGCUUCCUCUCGUGGAGAAGAAAUAUGAUGGGGUGUUCAAGUUGUGCAUCGCCCCCCUCAAUCGAAGUGCAUCACGCGCUCAUUGUAAACAACAUGCUGUCGAGUUCCACCCAGCUGAUUCCGAUGCACCACUAAACACGGAUACCCGCGCACCGUCGACGCAUUAUAAGGUUCUGGAUCGACGUCAUGGCGCUGCUCUGUUACUGUGUUCUACUGUAUCCGGCGUCAAGCACCAGAUUCGCGUUCAUUUAUCCAUGGGCUUGCACACUCCUGUACUUGGUGAUCACAAGUACUCGCACGCCACACAUAUGGCACCACAACGCCUGUCUGCUCCUCUUCGUAACAGCCUGCAGAUCAGACAGUCAAAGGCCCGUCACCUGCUGCUGCACUUGCAUGCCUCUCGAAUGCAAGUUGUGCCCACCGCAGAGUGGACACCUGGAUUCUUCGACUUCGUGCACCCAUCAUUUCCACCUGGUCGACGUGUUACUAAGCCCGAAUUUGAUGUUGUUGUGCCUCCACCAUACCAUUUCCGAGAAAACAUGAGACGCAUUGGUUUGAAACUGCCUCGUUUUCUAUCUCGAGUGCUCAUUUGA
This is a messenger RNA of Dicrocoelium dendriticum, 2394 nucleotides long. NCBI's taxonomy places the organism in Eukaryota, Metazoa, Platyhelminthes, Trematoda, Plagiorchiida, Dicrocoeliidae. The record is from the annotation of a GenBank genome assembly.